Messenger RNA from Entamoeba nuttalli P19, 798 nucleotides. RefSeq lists its product as hypothetical. Lineage: Eukaryota; Evosea; Mastigamoebida; Endamoebidae. The transcript has a single exon. The record is from RefSeq and is a predicted model, not a curated record. The coding region runs from base 1 to 798 and encodes 265 amino acids.
AUGCAGGUUAUCAAAGAGGGUAUCUUAAAGGUUAUUUCUAUUGGAUUAGAACCUGAAGACUUUUUUGAAGCAAAAUAUCAAAAGAUUGUAUAUUCUGUUGGUGGGUUUUAUAAUAUGGUUAAAAACCAAGCAUUUGAAUUAAAUUCUAAAGGUAAUGAAAGAGUCACAGGAUAUACUAACCUUCUUAUUGUAGGUGUUUGUAUUUUUUCAUUAAUAAUAUUAUCAUAUAAGAAGGCACGUGGAGUUUAUCAAUCAAUGAAUAAAUUUUGGAUGAUUAUUUUUAAUUUUGCUUUAUCUGUAGGGGCGUUUUUCGGUUUUAUUGUUCAUGCAUUAGCUAUUCCUUCAGAUAUUCUUGAAGGGCUUUGGUAUUGCCUUUACAUAUUUUUAAUUAUAGCUUUGAUGUUAAGAUUUUUCCAAGUAUUUUGGGAAUGUAGUGUAACUGUAUUUAUGUUAAUGUUACCAGAGUUAAUAGUUUUUGGCUAUUUUGAUAUUAUUGCUUGUUGGUAUUAUGACAAAUUCCUUUUUAUUGGAGUUUAUGUUCUCUUUUUCGGAUUGUCUAUGGGAUUCAUACAUUUAAUUCAUACCUGUACUCGUAGUAGUAAAUAUAUUCUUUAUUCUUUUAGUGACUUAAUUGGACUUAUAUCUGUUAUUGUUCAAAUAACUUCUAUUAGAUAUGGAAAUUGGGAUAAAAAUGGGUUUUUCCAUCUUGGAGUUUCACUUUAUGUAUUAGUGAAUACAAUUUCAUUUAGUACAAUCUCUUUGUCAUCUUCAAAAAAAAGAAAAAUGAAAUUUGAUUGA